CCAAACACAGAUAAAAGUGACGUGCUGAGGGGAUUUCUGAGUAGAAACCUAAAGACCGGACAGAUAUCCAGACAUGAUUUCAAGUGAUGACAGUACAGAUGGAAAACCAUCACACUGUAACACGGAAAGCAACGGAUCUAUGUACACAGUCAAAGUCGGGUCCAGAAGUCUUCCACUAUAUCCAUUGGUUAUCGUGUGUUUAGGACUACUAAACACUAUUCUGAUGUUAACUGCUAUUGUUAUUGGGGUUUACUGUGGCAAAGUCAGUGAGGAAUCUUCUCCCUACCAUUUAACAUCACAAGCUCUCAUCGCAGAGGUGAGGCAGCUUCAGUUAAUGCAGGCUGAAGUGAUUAAAGCUCAAGAAGAGGCCCGGCAAGCAUUACAGAGAGAGCUCAGGAACCAUCAGCAGCUAAAGAGGCAGUUACAGGAGAACAAGACCCUCAGUGACAGCAUUCAGCUGCAGCUUGAAAAACUAACAGUGGAGAAAGCAACACUGCAGGCCGAUUCAUCUGAUAUAUGGGAAAGUUGUGGACGCUGCCAGUCAGGAUGGCGUUUAUUUAACACAUCGUGCUACUUCCAUUCUAUAUCAGGACCCAAUCCCUUAAAGAACUGGUCAGACAGCAGGGAGGACUGCAUCAGGCGGGGGGCUGAUCUUGCUGUGAUUGAUAAUUUGGAAGAGCAGAUAAAUCUUUUUGAGUACCUACCUAAACAAGUUCCAAGCAUUCCUUCAUGGGGGAUCAGGCGAGAGGGCAUCUGGAUUGGUCUUACGGAUAUUCAAACGGAGGGCAAUUGGACGUGGAUAAAUAAUGUGACUCUGCAGAAUGAAAGGUACUGGAUACAAGGGGAGCCCAUCAACCACGGAGAGGAGGACUGUGCAGCACUUCUGAACAUGAAGAAGCCAAGGGCAACAUGGUUUUACGCAAACUGCCAAGAAAAAAAGGAGUGGUUAUGUGAAAUUGAGCCCAACUAGGUGUGGAGAGCAUGGUGAUCCAUAUCCAGGCAGAGUUUUAGUCUCUUCAUGGAAGUUUCCUCCAUAACGUCUGACCAGCACAGAACCAUCAUAAGGUCCAUUCUGUUACCAAACAUGUUCAGCAGAAGGCUUUAGCUCCAUGUUACAUCCUAUUGGAAAAAGAUCCUGCAGCUCAGACCAUAUUCAUCUUACAGUUAUAAAUGUUUCAGUAGUGGUGCUCUUGAAACAUUGAUCAUUUUGAUUUCAAGUGUUUUUAUCUUUGAUAAUGAUGAUUUCUGUUGUCAUUCCUUCUUCUACUACAUCUUAGUUAGAACUAUUCUUAAGUUGUUUUGAUUUUAC
Messenger RNA from Centropristis striata (black sea bass), 1309 nucleotides. RefSeq names its product CD209 antigen-like protein E. The record is from RefSeq and is a predicted model, not a curated record. Bases 74 to 970 code for a protein of 298 amino acids. Lineage: Eukaryota; Metazoa; Chordata; Actinopteri; Perciformes; Serranidae. The transcript has 6 exons.